Orussus abietinus is the source of this 5065-nucleotide messenger RNA. Its product is annotated as nuclear RNA export factor 1-like. Gene Ontology annotation, cellular component: cytoplasm; nucleus. The coding region runs from base 285 to 2192 and encodes 635 amino acids. Gene Ontology annotation, molecular function: RNA binding; protein binding. The record is from RefSeq and is a predicted model, not a curated record. The transcript has 11 exons. Lineage: Eukaryota; Metazoa; Arthropoda; Insecta; Hymenoptera; Orussidae. Gene Ontology annotation, biological process: poly(A)+ mRNA export from nucleus.
GCGGAGCAAUACGGAGCAAGUGACGAGGAACGUGAAAAAUAAGCCCUGGGACAAAAACUUACACAGGUUACAGUCAGCAUAUCAGCAAUUGGAUUUCAUUUUGUAAAUUGUGAAGUAUCCGUGGUACAUACCGGGCAGCGUACGCUAUUAUUUCUCAAUAAAACGAUUGAAUUUGGUUUCGACCGAAUUGACUGCUGCUUAAUAAUUUAAAGGUACAAGUGUGACGUGCAAUGUACUCUGGGACUGUUUUGUGAUUCUCAUCAAGUUCUAUCUAUACUGAAAAUAUGCCGAAGAAGUCAUCUAAGCCCAGUUGGGUUGGGAAAGGGGGGAGAAACGAUAAUUUGGAGAGUAAAUCUUAUUUCGGACACGAUGAUCGAGUUGUUCGCAUGGGAGGCAAUAGACCGAGAGUGUCGUUUAAAACUCAAGCACGGCCUGGCAGAGAAAGGCCACAUAACAUGAACCUUGCUCUUAAACGUCAGUUAGAUGAUGACGUUUCAAUGUCGAUUCAUCCUAAUGAUAAUGGACGACAAGGUGGAAUCAGAGGAAGAGGAAUAGGUUUGCGACGAGGUAGAAAUAGUCCCUUGCCUCCUCGAGGUAUGGGUGGUCAAAGGGCGUUUCAUCGUCGCCAGUUGAUACCAAUUAGUGAAUCUAAUUGGUAUAAAGUUAUUAUACCAUAUGGACGAAAGUUUGACAAGAUGUUUUUACUGAACAAUUUAUUGUCUCAUAUGGCUCCUGAGAGUUUCACACCUGUUAUGUAUAAAGUCAUUGGAUCGGAUGCUGUUUUCUAUGUCGAUGAUGCUAAAGCAGCAAUAAGAUUGGCAAACUGUGAUCGCAAGAUAACCGUUCCCGAUGGGUUCAAAAUCCUUGUUCGAGUGAAACCAGGAUUUCCACAGUGUAUCAUCGAUACCACCCUUAAAGAGAGACUAAAGCAAGCCAUGGCCAAGAGAUAUGUCCAGGAAACGAAUGCAUUGGAUUUAUCGCGGUUUCAUCUAGACCCAGACCUUGUAUCUGAUUAUUUCUGUGCCCUGUUUCGACCCAUGAUGUUGUUGGCAGUAUUAGACAUUGUAUCUGCGCACACUCCCAAUUUGGUGGCAUUGAACCUUGAAGGGAACAAGUUGGAAGUCAUCGAGCUGCUCAACGUGCUAAACAAAAAGUUUCCAAAUCUGAAGAUCCUCUAUAUUGGAGACAACAGAAUAGAGAAAAUCAAUCAGUUAGACGUGCUGAAAGAUUUGGCACUGGAAGAAUUGCGUCUUGCAGGAAAUCCAGUAUGCGACAAGUACAAGUCCUCUCAGAGUGAUUAUGUAAGUGACGUGCGGAAAAGAUUUCCAAAACUCCUGAGAUUGGAUGGAGUAGAAUUGCCCCGACCAAUAUUAUUCGACGUGGCGGACGACGAAAUUAAACUCCCACCCACCCAAAGGAUGUUUGUCGCUAAUCCGAAGGCUCAGGAAAUAGCGAGUCAAUUUUUACAACAAUACUUUCUCAUUUAUGACAGCGAGAAUCGACAACCACUUUUGGAUGCCUACCAUGAACAUGGGUGUUUUAGUUUGACCGUGAAUCACACGCAAAAUGUAAACAAAGACUACAGUAAAUACCUCACUGAGAGUAGAAACUUGUUCAGGAUAACUGACUCUGGUCGACGAAGGAAAUUACUCAAACAAGGAAGACUACCGAUAGUAUCCUUCAUUUCUACCCUGCCUCGAACAAAUCACGAUUUGAACAGUUUCACGAUGGACAUUUGUUUAGCUACGGAAAGAAUGAUGCUCAUCACAGUGACCGGCCUCUUCCAGGAGAUCGAAAAUAAAAGUCAGAUUCGGUGCUUUAAUCGAACCUUUAUCAUUGUUCCGGAAGGCAAUGGGUAUUGCAUCCGUAACGAACAGCUGCACAUCAGCAACCCCACGGGGGCGCAGGAGGUGCUAAUUCAGAAUCAGCCCAUGAUGAUGGAGGCACAGGGAUCGCAGUCUACGGCCACGGUAGAAAGUGUUGCUUCGACGAUGCCCUCUACGUCCGAAGAAACGUUAUCCGAGGAAACCAAAAGACAGAUGACUCUGAUAUUGAGUCAACGAACCAAUAUGACCCUGGAAUGGAGCCUGAAGUGCCUAGAGGAAGUUCGAUGGAACUUCAACGAUGCCAUGGCUGCGUUCCAGGAGUUUUUUAAGCGCGGAGAAAUUCCUCAGGAGGCCUUCAAAAAAUGAAAAUCACGGAUUCGCACGAAUGCGAUCGUCUCUUUUGUAUGUACAUUUACAGGGUUCAGAGGACUGGCGGUACGUCGCAUUUUGAAUAUUACUCGUGGAUUUUGGGUGAUUAUGCGUUCUCAUCGCUGGAAUCGUGAUGCUUUGGGGAUCUAGUCCUUUGAGAGGAUACAUUCUAAAUAGUUACUUCUGGGAGAGCACUCGUUGUUUCACCCAAAAUCUCGUGUUUUAAGCGUUGUAGCCGUAGAUUUAUGGUUUAUAGUCAAUUCCGUAUCCAGGCCGAGUCGAGCUUUUGUUAGAAAAGCAAGCUCCUCUUUCCUGUUUAAUGUGUAAAGUGUAACGGUAACUGCCAAUGAUUCUCAUUUUUUCUAUAUUUAAUUGAAUUUUACCAUUAAAAGGAUAUACGGAUACAUUUGAUGCUUGCUCUUCUGACAAAAUUGAUGGCACGUACAUUGGAACUAGUAGAUUAAAUCUCUAAGGAUAUUUUACAGGUUAAUAAAAAAAAAAAAUAUUCUUGCAAAGCUUUCAUUAGUAGGAAGUAAAUUCUAGAGUUCUGUGCGUUGAAUGACUUAAGGAAACUAACGGUAUACUAGCUAUUUAAGUGUUUAAACUCUCAAAAUGCGACGCACAGCAAGUUAGUUUGAGUAAUUUUACUCAAUAGCAAUUUGCGAGUGGAAAGGUGAGGAAGACAAUUGUUCUCUUUUAAAUAUUAACGGUAAUAUUCAUUUCUACCUAUUUUGCGAAAAUUAUGAACGUUGCGUCAUUAAUGGUCUAUGACAUUUAGAUAUUUUCUUUUUUUUUUUUGUUCCACUCUUCAUUGAUUUUCAGCAGAGAUAAACCGACCGUAGAACUGAAUAGUUUACCGCAGAACAUACAUUUUUUUCCAACGAGUUGUAUACCUUUGAGUAUAAAAAUUAUUGUACAUUAACUUGGUCUGUAUUUUAACAGACGUUGCGCUUUACUUUUCAUACGUACAAUCUCAGAAGCUACGGAAUUUCGGUUUAUCGUUGCAAUCGUUCCGCGACUCCGUGCUGGUCAAACAUGACAGACGACUACCAUUCCUAUAAAGUAGUUGUCAAAAUUACUCUUGAAACCUUAGAUAUUAUAUAUUUUCAUUGAAAUAUAAUAUUACAGUGGAUACCUUUCAAGGAUAGAUGGAAGAAUUUAUUUCAUGUUCAGGUUUUGUUGAUCCACCACAUGGUUAAGAUAUGACUACAUAUUACGAACUUAUACAUUGAGAAUCAAUGAAGUAAUAUUUCAAUGAAUUUCUUAAAAAUUGACCAAUUACUUUGAAGGAAUUCAUUUUUAAAUCUAAAGUAUUAAGUAAAUCUUGAAAUUCUUUCCAAAUCCUAAUAUUUUACGAAAAACAUGGCAUUUGUUUUCAAAUGGAACUAGCAAAUAAUAGGAAGCAAUAUAAAACGAAUGAAAAAGAAUGUAAACGGUGGAUCAAUUUCUCAUACAUCUAAAUUUGAUUUUUUACUCAAUGUCUUGGAUUAAAUCUUACUAACUUUAGUAUAUAAUAAUCUAUUUCUGCCCUUGAAAGGUAUCACUCAAGUUUUCCAUUAAUGGCAAUUUAUCCACGAAAUAGGGUAAAAUAUCAUGUUAGGGACGAUUCAUUUGCGUUACCAGAACCAGAUUGAAAUGUUAUUGCAAUCGAUUUCGUAAUAAUACAAUCUCUACAAAUUAUGGCGGUUCUCUGAUUUAACAAUUCGGUGUUCUACGCUACGUGAGCAUAAAUUAUACUGCAUAAUUGUUCUUAAAUCUAUUAUUUCCGUAUAAGUUUCGUUAUUAAUUUUUGUUUAGGCAUUACGCUACUUAAUUAUCGUUCAUUUACUUUGUUUUUAUUUGACACUUCCGGUGCCACACAGAGUAUAUCCAAGAUAAAGUGCGAAGACAUUUAUUGGCCGGGUUAACUGCCAAGAGGUUAACUCAAUAAUCAAUCGAGAGAACCGCCAAUGAAUUUCACUGGCACAUCAAGAAGGAGCUUACGAAGAUCAGUAGUCUUCUCCUUUUGACAAAGUCGAAGGAGCUGCAACGCGGAGGCCGCAAUUCCUGUUCUUCGUCAACGUUUGGUUACGCUCCAAGAGGCCGGGGAUGUUCUCGGAUGUAAAUAAAUGUCAAGACAAGGCACCGUCUUGAUUCAACCUAUUUCUCCGCCGGAGACAGGCAACGUGGAUUUUCUUGAUUUCGUGGACGAGGAGAGGAUUCCGUUCGAGUGAAACAUGUCACUCCAAGUUACUUGAUCGGUCUACCAUGGGAUCGGAACUUUUUGCCGAUAAACCAGCGUGUGCACGGCGGAGUUGUCAACACCGAAGAGAUUCCUACUAUGUGUUGAACAACCUCUCAUCAGACUCCGUAUCUACAUCAGACAUUAAGCCUCUUGCUCCAGGAUCUUCAAAACUACGGAUGAAAAGUAAAAGUUUCAUUGCAAAGUGCAAUGAAUUCUUGCAAUCGAAUGUUAUCGACUAGUCAUGUCUUUCUAAUUUCUGAGUGUUUUUAAACUUCACUCUUGCAAGAUAAUUUAUGCUCACGUCGCGUAAAAAUGAAUGUAUAAUUGUCAAGAUGUGGUCCGGUCGUAAAGUAAUGUUAAAUCCAUUGGAAAAUCAAUGCGAUCUACAGCAAAGGAAAAUUGGGCACCGUAAGCGAUCGAAUUAAUCGAUGUUAUUUUUAGCGCGAAAAGAAAACUGAUUGUUCUUUAGGAGAUAUAUUUCAUUGUAUAAUUCAAUGGAAUCAAACAUCAGGAUGUUUAGAACUGGAAUGAAAGUGUGGAAUUUUCUUGAAAUGAUCAUAUUGAAUGGAGUACGCGUCAACCACCUUGGAACGAUUAAGUUAUUGUACAUACACGAUAAUAAGAAUAAAGCAUGACGUUCUCCUUU